Molecule: messenger RNA, 403 nt
Organism: Sphaerodactylus townsendi
Lineage: Eukaryota; Metazoa; Chordata; Lepidosauria; Squamata; Sphaerodactylidae
Product: zinc finger and SCAN domain-containing protein 23-like
Exons: 3
Coding region: 2-403 (133 amino acids)
Source: RefSeq, a predicted model, not a curated record
CAUGCGCAACAGGAGCACGUGGCGCCUAGGCUGGAAGCGCGCUCUAAGCUCCGCUUCUGGGGACCUGCGUGUUUCAACGUUGGAAGCGACCCAACAGAAGGGGAAAGAGAUGGAAAAGCAGGACCCAGAAGGCCCAGAACCUGGUGUCGAAUCCUGUGAGACAGCUGUGCCAGAGACCUGGAAUCUGGAGCCCCAGAACUCAGAAGUCCUUUCCCAACGCUUCUGGCGGUUCUGCUACUGUGAUGCCGAUGGACCCCGAGAGGUUUGCAGCCAGCUCCAUGGACUUUGCAACUGCUGGCUGAAGCCAGAGAGGCACUCCAAGAAGCAAAUCCUAGACCUGGUGAUCCUGGAGCAGUUCCUGACCAUCCGCACUGAAGAGACUGUGUUGAGCCGUACUUUUUGA